This is a messenger RNA of Quercus lobata, 1005 nucleotides long. RefSeq lists its product as uncharacterized. The record is from RefSeq and is a predicted model, not a curated record. The transcript has a single exon. NCBI's taxonomy places the organism in Eukaryota, Viridiplantae, Streptophyta, Magnoliopsida, Fagales, Fagaceae. The coding region runs from base 1 to 1005 and encodes 334 amino acids.
AUGAGAAAGGAGUUGGAUGAGGUCAAGAACACCAUGAAGGGGAAGACAACAAUAAACCUGGAUGGUAUGAUUAAGAGGAGCAAUUCACCCUUCACAGCUAGUGUUCUAGAGUGCCCCUUGCCUCCCAAAUUUCGUCUCCCUCAACUAAAGGUCUACAAUGGCACUAAGGACCCUCUGGACCACAUAGAAGCGUUCAAAACAAUUCUGAGCCUCCAGCAGACCCUAGAUGAAGUUAUUUGCAGGACAUUCCCAACAACCCUUAGGGGAGUAACACGGGUAUGGUUCAGUAAACUACCUGCAACGUCCAUUGCAAACUUUGACCAGUUGAGUGACUCCUUCAUCUGUCACUUCAUUGGAGGUCAAUGCCAUAAGAGACCCAGUUCCUAUCUGCUAACUGUGAAACAACAGGAAGGAGAGACCUUGAGGGAAUAUGUGAAGCGAUUUAACAAAGUAGUCCUAGAAAUUGAUGAGGCUGACGAGCGGGUGAUAAUAACAACCUUCCAGGCUGGGCUGAUCAACCCUGACCUCGUUUUCUCCCUAGGGAAAACUCCUCCGACCUCGAUGAUGGAUCUGCUGUUUAAAGCGCAAAAAUACAUGAAUAGGGAAGACGCGCUAACGGCAAAAGGACUGACAGGCAAACAAAAGAAAGACGAAGGUGCAAAGUCCCAAAGCAAAAAGAAGGAGCGUAAAGAUAAUCUUACGGAGGCUAAGACUAGAAAAAGUAGCUUGGAGGCAUCAUGGAAGAAGAAGUUGAAUUUCACCCCUUUGAUAAUGCCUGUAGACAAGAUUCUUAUGCGGAUAAAGGAUGACCCUACCUUGAAAUGGCCUAAACCACUGAGCUCGUCCUCAAAGCGAAGAGAUCCAAAGAAGUACUGCCACUUCCAUAAGGACCAUGGAUAUUAUACAAACAAAUGUUGGGAUUUGAAAGAACAGAUAGAGGAGUUGAUCCCAAGGGGAAGCUCCAAAAGUUUGUUAAAAGAGACUAUCAAGCUCGCUAGCGAAUAG